AUGACGGACGCUUAUGAACGCGAGCAGCAGAACAAUGCGCUUCUCAACUCUCUUAGGAGCAAGGUCACCAACCUCCAUGAUGUGACUAUCAAUAUCCACGACAACGCCCGGAAUCAAGAUACCCUUGACCAUACGAAUGAUGUUUUCUCCUCCUUUUCCACGAAUCUCAAGGGCAGUGCCUCCCGGCUGACGCGAAUGGCAAAACAAGGCGACACAGUGGCUGUCUUGAAAGUCGCGGGCAUCUGUGUCGCGGCUGGGGUGGCAAUUUACGUUAUUCUGAGUUGGAUUUUCUAG
This is a messenger RNA of Penicillium alfredii, 294 nucleotides long. Its product is annotated as SNARE domain- containing protein. The transcript is spliced from 3 exons. Bases 1 to 294 code for a protein of 97 amino acids. The record is from RefSeq and is a predicted model, not a curated record. NCBI's taxonomy places the organism in Eukaryota, Fungi, Ascomycota, Eurotiomycetes, Eurotiales, Aspergillaceae. Gene Ontology annotation, biological process: intra-Golgi vesicle-mediated transport.